Penicillium cinerascens is the source of this 342-nucleotide messenger RNA. RefSeq lists its product as uncharacterized. Bases 1 to 342 code for a protein of 113 amino acids. The transcript is spliced from 2 exons. NCBI's taxonomy places the organism in Eukaryota, Fungi, Ascomycota, Eurotiomycetes, Eurotiales, Aspergillaceae. The record is from RefSeq and is a predicted model, not a curated record.
AUGGGACUUAGCGUAAUUUUGCUAGCCAACGAUGACUUUGCAAAUCAAAUGUAUGCUUAUUCAUGCUAUAAGCUACGGUAUUAUUUGCUGACUGUGAAUAGAGGUAGAAGUACAGCCUUUCAGAAUAAAAUAGUAGAUAUACUAGCCAUUUAUGUUCUCAAUCGUUACCUAGAUAUAAUAACACUUUGCCGAUCUCUUGAGCCUAUGGUUGCAGGCCUUAUGCUUGGAGGUGACAACAUCUCGCUAGAGGCUCUAGGGGAGGAAAAAGCUCUUAUGUCAUGCAACCAAGAGAGAUGGCUGAUUCCGAAUCUUGUGUCUCUAUCUAGGCUUGCUGCUUCGUAA